AUGAGAAUAUCCAAGUAUUUUUUCGUUGCUCUGCCUCUCUCUCCCUGUGUCUCUUUUGCUUUCCCUCCUCCCCUACUGCCUACUCCCUGCUUUCCUCCUCCCCUCCUGCCUACUGCUGGCCAGCUGACUACACACACCUGCUGCCAAUCACCCAUCACUGCCCUCCCGCCGCUCACACCUGCCAUCCAUCUGCAAUCAAGCACAGUACUUCAACCCCGGCCCAACAGACCAUCUCUGCUGAAUUGUUGCCUCAUCUUCUCUGAUCCACUUCCUCCCUCUGUUCCAGUCAGCUGGCCUCCCCGUUCAGUCCUCCUCCCACGGCACCCUACAUCGCUCUGCCUCCGCUUCCUCGCUCCGGCCAGCCCUCCUCCGCUCCUCGGCUCCCCCGUUCCAGUGCCUCCUCCGCGGCUUCCCAGCCCCGGUUUCCCCGCGUCUCCCUGAGUUCCCUGGUCAUCCUAGAUUUUUCCCUUGAGCCCCUGCCAUCCUAGUUUCUUCACCUUCGUCCCU
Molecule: messenger RNA, 507 nt
Organism: Perca flavescens (yellow perch)
Lineage: Eukaryota; Metazoa; Chordata; Actinopteri; Perciformes; Percidae
Product: proline-rich receptor-like protein kinase PERK2
Exons: 3
Coding region: 1-441 (146 amino acids)
Source: RefSeq, a predicted model, not a curated record